ACCAGCUCCACUGCCUCUCAAGUCUCAACACCACCUGCAAGUACCAACCGUCCAACCGAGCUAUCGAGAUUAACUAACUGACGAUGAUGAAGCUGAGGUGCCCCAACCCCAAGAGGCUGUUCAGGAGGAGGUCCUCCAAGGGCAGCAGCACCGGUAGCGCUAGCAGCGACGACGGCAGCGAUGCCGGUGGUCUCAUCCACGGCGGCGGUGGCAGCGGGGAGAUCGAGUGGGAGGUGCGCCCGGGGGGCAUGCUGGUGCAGAGGAGGGACGGGAGGGGGGACGUCGAAGUGAUCACCAUCAGGGUGGCCACCGGGCUCUCCACCUGGCAUGAGGUGUCCAUUGGAGCCACCUGCACUUUUGGAGAGCUGAAGGUGAUACUGUCCAUGAUGACAGGGUUGGAGCCCAGGGAGCAGAGGCUGCUGUUCAGGGGCAAGGAGAGGGAAGACGGAGACCACCUCCACAUGGUCGGGGUGAGGGACAAUGACAAGGUGCUGCUUCUCGAGGACCCUGCUCUCAAGGACAUGAAGCUCCGGGCGGCCGCGCUCGCGGCCCAGGCCAUGCAGAGCCCGUAUCAGACUUCUAUCCGGGUAUAGGGGCAGCCUGCCUCAGUCCACCACGCUAACAGUUAGAGUAAAGCAAACCAAUCGCACACAUUCGGCCUGUUUAAUUAGGUGUUUGGAGAAGUACCACUCCAUGGAAUGGAAGGGCAAAGGUCCUCCUCCUCGUGUGAGAAUUAGAGUACCAAUCAAUUGUAUCAUUUUGCUAUUUGUAGCUACUUGCAAAUUUUAAGUUUUCAGUCGUAGAUGAUGGAAGGGUUAGCCUGCAGGAGCUGCAAGUGUAAGUGUGGAUGUCACGCUUGUUAGUAGCUUAGAUCGGAGAAUGCAAUCAAUCUAUGUGGCAUAUGUAGUGUGGGCUACACUCCUACAUGCAGUGUUGUUGAAAAUUGUUGUUUAAUCUGAGAAUGAUAAGUCUGAU
Lolium perenne is the source of this 975-nucleotide messenger RNA. RefSeq names its product BAG family molecular chaperone regulator 3-like. NCBI's taxonomy places the organism in Eukaryota, Viridiplantae, Streptophyta, Magnoliopsida, Poales, Poaceae. The record is from RefSeq and is a predicted model, not a curated record. Gene Ontology annotation, molecular function: protein binding.